AUGAACCUUAUUGUUGCCUUUGUUGUCAUACAGAUCGAUGUCUUGCUGUUCAGCAAGAAUUCCCUUCCCGGCCGCGGCGCCACCUCUGCUGGCCCCGUCACCUACCCCUGCGGCCCCGACGCCGCCCUUCCCGGCCCCGGCGCCACCUCUGCUGGCCCCGUCACCUACCCCUGCGGCCCCGACGCCGCCCUUCCCGGCCCCGGCGCCGCCUCUGCUGGCCCCGUCGCCUACCCCUACGGCCCCGACGCUGCCCUUCCCGGCCCCGGCGCCUCCUCUGCUGGCCCCGUCGCCUACCCCUGCGGCCCCGGCGCCACCUCUGCUGGCCCCAUCGCCUACCCCUGCGGCCCCGGCGCCGCCUCUGCUGGCCCCGUCGCUGCUCCACUCGGCCCCGCCGCCGUCCCCACGCGGCCCCGCCAUCACCACCGAGCCACCGGCGCCGCCACACUGCUGCCGAGCCGCCCGCCACCCGAGCCGCCCGAGCCGCCGCACCACGCCGAGCCGCCCGAGCCGCCUGAGCUGCCGAGUCGCUGA
Molecule: messenger RNA, 531 nt
Organism: Closterium sp. NIES-65
Lineage: Eukaryota; Viridiplantae; Streptophyta; Zygnematophyceae; Desmidiales; Closteriaceae
Source: the annotation of a GenBank genome assembly